CAAUCCUCUUUACCGAUUUUAAAAACAGUAGCCAAAUAUGUCACCCAGCUCAUCUUCCUCAUCCAUGGUUUAGGUUUUCCUUUUUCCUUUUUAUUUUUCUUCUUUGAUUUUGGUCUCUUGUUGUACACACUCUUGUGCUUGGUAGGUUGUGCCAUUUGAGUUUAUGGGCCCAAUUUUCCACUUAAAUCUUUCAAUAGUGAGAGAUUGAGGGGCUUGUGAGGGUGAAAGGAAGUGGAAGGGAGGGUCUCUAUCUAUCUGUCUCCUCUUCUUUCUUUCUUGAGUGCUUUCUCGCAUUUUCUGGCUGUCCCGCAUUUGGGGUUUUAGGGCUUGUUUCAAAGACUAUAAGACUUUUGAGGGUUCGGAUUCCCCGUCUAUGAUGCCUGAAACUGUGAAAUGUGAGAUCAUUCAUUGUGGGUUUUUGAUUUUCGAGAUGGGUUUUUGAAGAUGCGGAGAAUUGGAGUUGCGUUAGUGUAGAUGCAAAUGAUGUUGGGAAUUUCCGAGUGAUUAUUGUCCAAGGAUGGAUAGGAUGCUCCAGCCUCCCCUGGUUGAUACAACAGCGUGUCUUUGUCGAGUUGAUGCGGGCCUCAAAACUGUUGCAGGAGCUAAAAAGUAUGUUCCUGGAACAAAGCUCUGUCUUCAACCUGACAUCAAACCUUCCAUUCACCCUACUAGACAGAAACCACCACGAGACAAAAAUCGGAGCCAAUCCCCUUUAUUGCCAGGACUUCCAGAUGAUCUUGCCAUUGCGUGCUUAAUUCGGGUCCCAAGAAUUGAACAUCGCAAACUCCGAUUAGUCUGCAAGAGAUGGUAUCGUCUUCUGGCUGGUAACUUCUUCUAUUCUCUUCGGAAAAAUCUAGGGAUUGCAGAAGAAUGGAUAUACAUUAUGAAGAGAGAUCGAGAUGGUAAAAUAUCAUGGCAUGCUUUUGAUCCUAUGUAUCAGCUGUGGCAACCUCUUCCACCUGUUCCUAAAGAAUAUUCAGAAGCCCUUGGGUUUGGAUGUGCUGUACUCAGUGGCUGUCACCUGUACCUAUUUGGUGGUAAAGACCCGGUGAAGGGAUCAAUGAGAAGAGUCAUCUUUUAUAGUGCAAGAACAAAUAAAUGGCACCGGGCACCAGAUAUGCUUCAAAGGCGGCAUUUCUUUGGCUCUUGUGUUAUAAAUAACUGUUUAUAUGUAGCUGGUGGAGAAAAUGACGGGAUUCAUCGGUCACUUAGAUCAGCUGAAGUUUAUGAUCCCAACAAGAACAGAUGGUCCAUUAUUUGUGAGAUGAGUACAGCAAUGGUGCCCUUCAUUGGUGUUGUUUAUGAGGGCAAGUGGUUCUUGAAGGGGCUAGGAUCUCAUCGACAGGUUCUUAGUGAGCUCUACCAACCCGAAACUGACAGGUGGUACCCUGUGUAUGAUGGAAUGGUAGCAGGCUGGAGGAACCCUAGCACUUCAAUGAAUGGGCAUCUGUAUGCAUUGGAGUGUAAGGAUGGCUGCAAACUUAGGGUAUAUGAUGAAGCAACUGAUUCUUGGAGCAAGCACAUAGAUAGUAAGAUGCAUUUGGGUAAUUCCAAAGCUUUGGAGGCAGCUGCACUCCUCCCUCUGAAUGGAAAGUUGUGCAUCAUCCGGAACAACAUGAGUAUUUCUGUGGUUGAUGUUUCCAAAUCUGAUGACAGUAGGAGUGGAGCCCCAGCGGAACAUUUAUGGGAAACUAUUUCGGGAAAAGGGCAGUUGAAGACUUUGGUUACAAAUUUCUUGUCAGGCCUUGCAGGUAGGAAUCGUGUUAAACAUCAUAUAGUUCAUUGCCAGGUUCUUCAGGCUUGAAGAUUGUAACUACACUUGGAAAAUAGAAAUGGUUCAAAAUAUUUAUAUCCUUAUUUGCUUCCCCAAUUUGAUAUGCUCUUAACUAUAUGGCUUUUGACAAGCAAGGUUUGUCCUCGUAGAUGUAUGAUUAAUUUAGUUCUGUCCUCUCUAGACUCUGGGUAGAUAACAAUGGUGGUUUUACUUGUUAGACUGAAGAAGCAGAGCAAAGGUUUUGUGAUACAUGGUUGUUCUACGUAUGGAUGCGGCAUCUCAAACUGGUUAAAGUCUUCAUUCUGUUGUACAUAUUGCAAUUCCAUUAGUUAGCAUCGGUGCCGUGGCCUCUUGGCCUGUCAUGAUUUCCCGGCUUAUAUGGUGCUUGGCUUUUGAGCCAAAUUGGAUGUUUAAUGCGUCUGAUUCAAAUGGGAUGUUUAAUGUGAGCCUAGUUGAAUAUUAAUUAAACUAUUAGAUGUUAAUCUC
Messenger RNA from Coffea arabica (coffee), 2260 nucleotides. Its product is annotated as F-box/kelch-repeat protein At1g55270-like. The record is from RefSeq and is a predicted model, not a curated record. Gene Ontology annotation, molecular function: protein binding. NCBI's taxonomy places the organism in Eukaryota, Viridiplantae, Streptophyta, Magnoliopsida, Gentianales, Rubiaceae.